Molecule: messenger RNA, 1679 nt
Organism: Linderina pennispora
Lineage: Eukaryota; Fungi; Kickxellomycota; Kickxellomycetes; Kickxellales; Kickxellaceae
Product: NAD(P)-binding protein
Exons: 1
Coding region: 453-1223 (256 amino acids)
Molecular function (GO): oxidoreductase activity
Source: RefSeq, a predicted model, not a curated record
ACAAGUCAGAAGCGCUUGUGGCCAGACUACAACAGAUGGGUCCAUUUUGUAGGAGGUACUUUCAACUAUUUAACCACCUAAUGAGCUGCAAUACGUAUCUUGGACGGUGAUAGGGGAAUCAUGGCUGCCAUGAAGCGUGUGCUCAGCAUGCCAUAUUGCACUAUUUUCACCCUCUCGCAAGGAGCUCGUUUGCCAAGACAACAAGACCUCUAACUAUUUUCAGACAAUGGCGAUUGCGCAUAUAUAUAUACAUAGACACUAUUUGAUUCACAUUGGGCAAUUGUCCUGUUGCGCUACACAGCCAACAGAUGCCUGACAACACUGCGCCUAAAACGGGACAUCACUUGGUCAAAAGGUGGCUGAAGAAGCACUAGGUGAACCCCGAUAGCCAGCUAUCCAGCAACACUUUUUCUUCACUCAACUUCACUGCUUAAUACAUUUUAUAUAUCACUAUGUCCCCUGACAAACCUAACAACGUCGCCAUAGUAACCGGUGCUUCGCGUGGAAUCGGCAGGAGCGUCGCGCUUUUUCUUUUGUCCAAGGAUAUAUCUGUUGUUGGGAUGGCCCGCAACGUCAGCAGCCUUGAGUCCCUGUCAAGGGAAGCGGCGCAACUCCCAGUUUCCGCCAAGUUCCUUCCACUUGCCGGCGAUGUCAAGGACGAGUCCACCCAGCAGCAGGCCGUUGAUAUGGCGGUUAAAGCUGGCACACUGGUCGCGCUAGUCAAUAACGCUGCCACCUUGGGAACAUACGGUGCCCUUGCAACCAAACCACUUGACAGUUUGGCAGAGGUGUUUGCUACUAAUGUCACUGCACCCGUUGGUCUGAUCCAGAAGUCGCUCCCCUAUCUACGCCAGGCGAAAGGCAGGGUUGUGAAUUUGUCGUCUUUGGCAGGCAAAGAACCGUUUGUUAAUCAAUCUUCGUACGGGGCGUCGAAAGCAGCGCUGAACCUCGUUACUGCAGGGCUAGCACUCGAGGAGCCGAGUAUCACUUUUGUUGCUCUGGACCCGGGAGUAGUCGAAACCGACAUGCUUACCUGUCUGAUGAACGAGAUCGAGGAUACGAUACCCGAGAGUAGCAACGUCAAUAGCAUCCUUCAAGCGAGCAAGGUUGCGGCAGACAUUCCAGGACGCAUCAUCUGCAACCUCGCUCUUGGAGCCGACCACGGUCUGACUGGAAGGUUUAUCCGGUACAGCGACCCUGAGCUUGCCAAGUACAGUGCUUAGAAAAUAAAACGCCUCACUCCCAUCCUUGAUCACCUGGGCCAGCUGACCCGUCUGUAAUCUAGCGAUCACAGCCGAUGCCAUUUGUUUGCGCGCACCCAUUGGCUGCCAGUGCGAUCGGCCUUUUAAUAGCCAACUUUUUCCAAUGCUCAGCGACUCUGGCUGUAGAGAUCGCAGGCCGGGCACACAGGCUGGGAACACGAACAGUACCUAGGAGGUUUUUUGGCCGGGCUCGCUGAACGCACUGGCAGCCUUAACGAAAAAUCGCAGGUUCUAGCAGGCUCCUGGUUUUCCUCUUUAGCCUCCUCACUUUUAGUAAUAUAUCUUUCCUUAGGGUCUUGUUCCCACACCCAGCUCUUUGUAUUCCAUUUCCAGGUCCUUCCUCCCGGGCUACCUCAGUCGCGUUCUACAGAGAAGAAAAGAAGAGCACAGAACCUUUCUCUAGCAAGCAGAGCACCU